Oncorhynchus keta (chum salmon) is the source of this 1489-nucleotide messenger RNA. RefSeq names its product sodium/glucose cotransporter 5-like. Gene Ontology annotation, cellular component: plasma membrane. The annotation marks the transcript as partial. The transcript is spliced from 6 exons. Gene Ontology annotation, biological process: transmembrane transport. Gene Ontology annotation, molecular function: D-glucose:sodium symporter activity. The record is from RefSeq and is a predicted model, not a curated record. Lineage: Eukaryota; Metazoa; Chordata; Actinopteri; Salmoniformes; Salmonidae.
ACUCGGUGGGGUGUGUGGACCCAGAGGAGUGUGUGAGGGUGUGGAGCGGAGGUGGGCUGCUCCAACAUCGCUUCCCAAAACUGGUCAUCGAACUCAUGCCCAGCGGUCUGCGGGGGCUGAUGAUAGCAGUGAUGAUGGCGGCCCUGAUGUCAUCGUUGACCUCUAUCUUUAACUCCUCCUCCACGCUCUUCACCAUGGACAUCUGGAAGAAGUACCGCGCUUACGCCUCGGAACGGGAGCUGCUAUUGGUCGGCAGGAUAGUAACAGUGAUUCUGGUGGUGAUAAGCGUGGUGUGGAUUCCAAUCCUGCAGUCGGCCAAUAGCGGACAGCUCUACGUUUACAUCCAAUCAGUGACCAGUUACCUGGCUCCACCCGUUACCGCUGUCUUCUCAUUGGCUAUCUUCUGGACCAGAACCAACGAGCAGGGAGCAUUCUGGGGUCUGAUGGUGGGGCUGGUGGUCGGUGUGUGUCGGAUGGUUCUAGAAUUUGCAUUCCCGCCUCCUCGCUGUGGUAUCCAAGACGACGCCCCGUCAGUGCUGCGCUCCGUUCACUACCUUCACUUCGCCAUCAUCCUCUGCUUCCUGUCUGCUGCCGUUGUCAUAGUGAUAUCACUGCUGACUCCGCCCCCCACUGAAGAGCAGGUGCGUAACCUGACGUGGUGGACUUUGACUCAGGAGGAAGAGGGAGAAAUACCACUCCAGAAAGUCUCCUCUAUCAGCCACCGAGAGCAGAGACCCCAGGUCCACGGUUCUGCUCCGGUGCGGAGGGCGGUCUGCGGCCACGGGGCGGGGCUCUGCAGCUCAGCGGAGGGGCCAGCAGAGGAGGUUCCGUUACCCAGAAUCCCCAGCGUUAGAGAGAGUGUGUUUUGGUCUCGCUUCUGCUGCGUCAAUGCCAUUCUGCUGAUCUGUGUUAAUAUAUUCCUCUACGCUUACUUCGCCUGACCUCUGACCUCUAACUGCUGUCCCAGUAGGAUAUGAGGGUGUUUCCAUCUCUACGUAAAUCAAUGUUCUUAUGGUUCUAGAAGAUGUACCGUUCUAGAAUGUUACGGACCUGUGAUGUCACAGUGGGUAGGGUCCUAUUUAGUGUAUUGUAUAUGGACCUCUGAUUGGUCAAUAUUGUGUCCUUGUGUAAAUGAGAUUCAUGAAUAAACACGUGGCCACGUCUUGUAAUCUACAGAGAAGAAACUUUAUUGUCAUCAAGAUCAGAGAUCAGUGGUUAGAGGUCAGAGGUCCGGGGUUAGAGGUCAGGGGCUAGGGGCUAGGGGGAGAUACAUUUCCUAUAGGUUCACCACACACAGUAGAGUAGCAUGAAAUACACCUGAACCCAUACAGAUAUAUACCUCAACCAGACCCAUAGCAUGUUGCAUCAAUACUACAAUAACUAACUGUUACAUGAAAUACACCUCACCCUGACCCCUGACCCCAACCAGACCCAUAACAUGUUGCAUCAAUACUACAAUAACUAACUGUUACAUGAAAUACACCUCACC